AUGGAAUCUCGAUUUCGAGAUUCGUCAUCGUCUGAUGUUUUGGCAAUAACAUCUACAAGCAGCCAGCCUAUUAGUGAUCAAGAAUCGGGAUACAUUGUUGCAUCUAAUGCCGAAAAUGCUCCAAGGAAAACGGUCGAUUGGAUUCUUGUCCGAAUGGUGAUGGCAGAGGCAUUAGGGACAUUCAUGUUAGUGUUCUGCAUUGGUGGGAUUAUUGGGAACAUGCAAUUUAUGAAAAUUGAAAGAGGGCUAAUGGAAUAUGCAGCCACAGCUGGUUUAACUGUGAUAGUCAUUGUUUUCUCAAUGGGCUCCAUUUCUGGUGCUCAUAUUAAUCCUUCUGUUCCAUUGUAUGUGGCAGCACAAGUUGGGGGUUCUGUAUUGGCAACAUAUGCAGGAAAGUUUGUGUAUGGUAUUAAGGCAGAGGUUAUGAUGACAAGGCCAAUACAAGGGAGCACUUCAGCCUUUUGGGUUGAGCUUAUUGCAACUUUUAUCAUUCUCUUCCUUACCACAUCCUUAUUCACCCAAAAACAACAUCAUGUAAUGAGGCCAGUUUCGGGAGGGUCGAUGAACCCAGCUAGGUCGCUAGGACCCGCGCUAGUUUCGUGGAGAUUUGACCAUUUGUGGAUAUAUAUGGCGGCCCCAACAAUCGGAGCUAUUUUAGGUGUGUUUGUGUAUCGUGUUUUACGACUUCAAGGCUGGUCGUGCCAAUCCGCUUCUUCCAUUCAACUUAACCACAUCUCACUGCAAUAG
Striga asiatica is the source of this 747-nucleotide messenger RNA. Lineage: Eukaryota; Viridiplantae; Streptophyta; Magnoliopsida; Lamiales; Orobanchaceae. The record is from the annotation of a GenBank genome assembly.